GGUCCUCGCGCACGUCUCACGUGGGUCCGAGCGGAGUGGAGGUCCCGGUUCGUGAGGUCUCGACUUGCCUCUCCGCCGGCAUGGCAGCAGCCGACGGAGUGCUUCCCCACGUUCCCGAGUCCCGGGCCGCCGUCCCCACGACGUCCUCCAGACCCCGCCCAGCCCAGUCGAGGCGGCAAGCAGCGACCAAAAGAAAAUACCGAGCGUCCAGUGAGGCUCCCCCAGCGAAACGGAGGAGUGAAACAUCAUUUCUCCCGGCCAAGAAAACCGCUGCUAAAGAAACUCCAAGGACUUCUAAGGGGAAGGCACAGAAGACGUUUUCUCCCAAGAGGUCUUCAGCUGGUGCGAGUGAUGGAAACCAGGAACGGAAACCGGGCAUUAAGACUUCAUCCCUUUUUAAAAACAACCCUGAGAUUCCAGAACUCCACAGACCUGUAGUAAAGCAGGUGCAAGAGAAAGUGUUCACUUCAGAUGCUUUUCAAGCCCUGGACCUCCACCCACAUCUAAUUUCCACAAUAAAUACGGUCUUAAAAAUGUCUAGUAUGACCAGCGUUCAGAAGCAAAGUAUCCCUGUGUUGCUGGAAGGCAGAGAUGCUCUCGUGAGAUCCCAGACUGGCUCAGGUAAAACUCUUGCCUAUUGCAUCCCUGUGGUCCAGUCUCUUCAAGCAAUGAAAUCCAAAAUACAGCGUGGUGACGGCCCCUAUGCUCUGAUACUAGUGCCAACAAGAGAGCUGGCCCUACAAAGCUUUGAUACUGUCCAGAAACUGCUUAAGCCAUUUACCUGGAUUGUGCCUGGAGUGUUAAUGGGAGGAGAGAAGAGAAAAUCAGAAAAAGCCAGACUCCGGAAAGGAAUAAAUAUCCUCAUCUCAACUCCCGGACGCCUCGUGGAUCAUAUUAAAUCCACAAAGAACAUUCAUUUUCGUCGGAUCCAGUGGCUGAUUUUGGAUGAAGCAGACAGAAUCCUGGAUUUGGGUUUUGAAAAGGACAUCACGGUGAUACUCAACGCUAUAAAUGCCGAGUGCCAGGAACGACAGAACGUCUUGCUGUCGGCAACACUCACGGAAGGUGUAACGUGGCUAGCUGAUAUCAGUUUACACGACCCAGUCAGUAUUUCUGUCCUGGAUGAAAGCCAUGACCAGUCGAACCCAAAGAGCAAAGCCAUUCCUGAAGCUUCUCCCCCACGAGCUAGCGAUGAGCUGGACAGCUUUGCCAUACCAGCGAGCCUCGAGCAGUACGUGACGGUGGUUCCCAGCAAACUGAGGCUCGUCUCCCUAGCGGGCUUCAUCCUGCAGAAAUGCAAGUUUGAGAGAGACCAGAAGAUGAUCAUCUUUUUCUCGAGUUGCGAGCUGGUGGACUUCCACUACAACCUCUUCCUCCAGACCCUGCUGAGCGGCUCAGGGGCCCUGGCCCCAGGUGGGUUGCCAUGUGCCUCCACGCGGUUAAAAUUUCUGCGGCUGCACGGCAACCUGGAGCAGGAGGAGAGAACGGCAGUGUUCCAAGAGUUCUCACAUUCCAAAACAGGGGUUCUUCUCUGCACGGAUGUUGCGGCUCGGGGCUUAGAUCUCCCUCAAGUCACGUGGAUUGUCCAGUACAACGCUCCGUCUUCACCUGCUGAAUACAUCCACCGGAUUGGGAGAACCGCCCGGAUUGGCUGCCAUGGGAGCUGCCUGCUCAUUUUGGCUCCUUCGGAGGCAGAAUAUGUCAACUCGUUGGCUUCUCACAAAAUCAAUGUUUCUGAGAUAAAGAUGGAAGAUAUUUUGUCUGUUCUGACACGGGAUGAUUGUUUUAAAGGGAGACGAUGGGGAAGCCAGAAACCCCGCUCCGUUGGCCCCCAGGAAAUCCGAGAGCGAGCCACGGUCUUGCAGACAGUAUUUGAAGAUUACGUGCACUCCAGUGAGAGGACGGUCUCCGGGGCCAAGAAAGCCCUGCAGUCCUUCAUCCGGGCCUACGCGACCUACCCCCGGGAGCUGAAGCACAUCUUCCACGUCCGAUCGCUCCACCUCGGGCAUGUGGCUAAGAGCUUCGGGCUAAGAGAUGCCCCUAAAAAUCUCAGUGCCUUGGCCACAAAGAAGAAGAAAGCAAACCUGAAAAGGCCUGACCUUCAUAGGAAGACCCAGAGUAAACAGCGCCUUGCUGAAAUCUUGCGUUCCGAAUACUCCAGCGGGAUGGAGGCCAGCGUCACCAAGGUCAGAGAGCAAAACAAACACGCAGGGCCCAGCAGCCAGCCUCGCGGCGCCGUCCGAAACCAGCGCCCAGCCUUGGCCGUGGGAACAAACUAAAACCGAAAGCCUCACGGAGGGACAGCGAGACUUCCCAGAAAGUAGUUUUAAGCUCUGCCCCCGCGGGACUGGGCCUCCGUGGAUCCCGGAGGGGGCGUCCUGUUCUCUUCCGAGGAGCCUUGUGAGGACGAAGGGUGCCGCCCCCCCUGCAGACCCGGUGACCUGGUGACCCGGUGACCCGGUGCGGUGCCGAGACACGCCGCAGCCUGAGGGGUCAGGGGGGCGGGGGUCAGCACGGGAUGGAUUAGCCGCUAACCUGCCUUGUAGGUCUCUCUCUCGGAUUUAUUCCAUCAGUGCCCGUAGACCACGUGGUGCCACCACGACUUCGUGUAAAAGACUAAUGUCCUUCGCUGCAGCCGGGAAGGGAUUUGAUCCCGCCUGGCGAUGACAUUCUGAAGAAGUUUCACAGUUUACUUCAAGCUGCCCUCUCAAUGCAUAUAUUGGCCUGAAUUUUGUAAAAUGAGAUUUUAAAAGCUGGAUUGAACCGCUAAAAGAAGAGAAAAAAACUAUUUAUCAAAUCAUCUUCUUGGUGUAUAGAUGCUUUAUUAAAACGGACCAAAGGAGCAUUUGGUGUGGGUCC
Messenger RNA from Balaenoptera musculus (blue whale), 2859 nucleotides. It is a transcript of the gene DDX31, whose product is annotated as DEAD-box helicase 31. Gene Ontology annotation, molecular function: ATP binding; nucleic acid binding. Gene Ontology annotation, biological process: ribosome biogenesis. The record is from RefSeq and is a predicted model, not a curated record. The transcript is spliced from 20 exons. The coding region runs from base 81 to 2279 and encodes 732 amino acids. Lineage: Eukaryota; Metazoa; Chordata; Mammalia; Artiodactyla; Balaenopteridae. Gene Ontology annotation, cellular component: nucleus.